This is a messenger RNA of Lactuca virosa, 606 nucleotides long. The record is from the annotation of a GenBank genome assembly. NCBI's taxonomy places the organism in Eukaryota, Viridiplantae, Streptophyta, Magnoliopsida, Asterales, Asteraceae.
AUGGGAAUCGGAAGCUGGCUCUACACAAACAGUACCAAAAAUCUAAGGGUCAAAAUAGUCCAUCCAGGUGGCCAUGCUGAGCUUCACGAUCGACCAGUUCUUGUUUCCGAGAUCAUUCGUCGGAACCCCAAAUGCUGCGUCGCCCAUCCAAACGUGUUCAAGCAGCCAUGGGCAAUCGUGCAACCAGACACCAUGUUAAUGCCUGGUCAGAAGGUGUAUGUUGUGCCAAUUUCGACUGUCAGAAAGCUUCAGAAACUAUCGAUAAAGAGAUCAGGAGCUAUAGGUCAAGAUGGUCAAAGUUUCAAAAAGCUGAGCAGUGAAGAAGAUGAAGAUGGAGAAAGUGAUACUAGUUGUUGUUCGAUGGAAGAUGGGGAUGCAAGUAUUUGUAUGAAGUCGUUUAAAAGUGGAGAUGAGUCAGAAGAGCGUAAAAGCUGUUUUACUUGUAUGUUUGCGAGUGGGAAACAGACAUCAGGGUCUACUCCUACUAGGGGUGGUCAAAGAAACAGAAACCAGGGAGAAUCGCCUAAGAAACUAAUCACAGAUCUUGAUUAUUGGCAACCAAACCUUCAUAGUAUUGUUGAAGAAAGAAGCAUUAAUCCAGAGUGA